This is a messenger RNA of Paramuricea clavata, 2502 nucleotides long. NCBI's taxonomy places the organism in Eukaryota, Metazoa, Cnidaria, Anthozoa, Malacalcyonacea, Plexauridae. The record is from the annotation of a GenBank genome assembly.
GUAGAAGGCUGGGAGAGUUUGAAAUCAACUUUAAAACGCAAUGCUGUACCAUCAGUUUUCGAUUUCCCUCCUCAUCUUAAGAAGGCAGCUAAAGCUAGAACUCCUGUCAAGAGAAAAGCACCUAGUCCAAACAAAGUUCCGGUAAAGAAACCUAGGCUUUCCAACCAGUCAGUUACCCAAGACCCAGUUCCUGAAAACCCAGCUCCCAAUCCAACAGUUAUGCAAGACCCAGUUAUGGAAAACAAACCUGCACCAUCAUCAGCUAUGCAAGACCAUAAUUAUUGCACUUCUCCUGCAAAAGUGAUCCCAAGAUUGAGAAGAUCUCUAGAGAAAAAAAGAAAGAAGAUAAGAGCACUGACAAGUAAAAAUCUGCGGAAGGAAAAAACAAUAAAGGGGUUGAUAAAGAAACUGGAAAAUGCACAACACCUAUCUAAGGAGCAAAGUCAAAGUCUUUUAUCAAAUUUUGGUCACAUGACAAAGGAUUUGUUCACAAACGAGCGAAAGCAUGCUAACAAAUCAAAGGGUUCAAGAUAUGGGGAUACCAUCAAGCAAUUUGCUGUCACCUUACAUUUCUACAGCCCCAAGGCAUAUAAAUUUGUAAGAAAAUCCCUUCAUCUACCAUGUCCAGCCACCAUACGAGCUUGGGCAGCAGCCAUCAAGUGUGAGCCUGGUUUUUUGACUUGUGUCAUUGAACACUUGCAGAAUACUCUGGAUGAAGAUGACAAGGAUUGCUUCCUGUUAGUCGAUGAAAUGUCCAUAAAAAAACAAGUAAUAUGGGACAAGAAGAACAAAAAAUUUGCAGGCACCACAGACUAUGGUCCAAUUCUGGCCGAAGACCAGGAUAGUAUUGCCCAAAAUGCCCUAGUUGUCAUGGCUGUUGGACUGAAAAAGCCAUGGUUUCAUCCUAUUGCAUAUUUCCUAGUGGAUCGUGUUGAUGCCCAAAUGCAGGCACAAAUAAUCAGAGAAGCAAUCAACUUACUAACUGAUGCUGGGCUUGAUGUUCAUGGGGUUACAUUUGAUGGUUGUUCUAAAAACAUAGCCACAGCAAGAUGCCUGGGAUGCAACAUCGCCAAAUUUGAUGGCUCAUUCAAGCACCCAACACGGCCACACAAAACACUAUAUGUCAUCUUGGAUGUGUGUCAUAUGUUAAAACUGGCACGUAAUAGCUUGGGAGACUUGAAGGUAUUCUACACAGAAAGUGGGGACAUAAUCAGUUGGCAGUACAUCACAGGACUCUACAACAUUCAAAAAGGUGAUAUUUUGAAUCUUGGUAACAAACUGAAAUCUACGCACAUAAGGUGGCAUAAUCAGAAAAUGAAAGUGGCUGUUGCAGCCCAAACCUUGAGUAAUUCUGUUGCUGCUGGUAUCAUGUAUCUUCGAAACCUCAAAUUGGAGCAGUUUAAAGAUGGUGAUGAAACAGCAGAAUUCAUUCUGAAAAUUAACAACAUGUUUGACAUUUUGAAUUCCAAAAGCAAAUUCGGCAAGAGUUACAAAGGUCCAAUUACACUACAAAAUCUGGAUGAAUUACGUCAUAAUCUACUUGACACAAUUAGUUAUUUAACUGAACUGAAGGACAGUAAUGGAGUAAAAUUAAUUGAUGGCCCAAGAAAAACAUUUAUCCUGGGUUUUGCUGUGUCAUCAAAAUCAAUCAUGGCACUGGCUAAAGAACUAUUAACAAGAACUCACAACAAGUUUGAUUAUGUGCUUACCUACCGUUUCUCCCAAGAUCAGCUAGAAAUGUUCUUUAGCAAGAUACGAAGUCGUCUUGGUUGGAACAAUAAUCCAAAUGCACUCCAGUUCAAGUGGGCCCUGAGAGCAUUACUGCAGAAGAACCAGGUGACAGCUGCUGAAACUGGCAAUUGCUCUGUCAUUGAAGAAAGCAAAUUUGCCGAAGAAGCCGAUAGUGUGGAUAGCAGGGUUGCUGCUUUGUUGAACAACUCCACCAUGUGGCACGAGGACGUCCUGGCAUACAUAGGAGGAUACAUAGCCAAAAAGAUCACCAGCUGUAUCAAGUGUGCAGAAUGUGCUACUGCUUUAGCCACAGAAGAUGACGACGACCAACUUCCCUUGCCUCAUGACCAUGCAUACUGCCAGAGUUCAUCCAAAUCCAGCUUGAUUUCUUUCAAGACCUAUGGAAAGCUAACAAACCCAUCUUCAUCAGUGGUGACAGUGGUGAAAGAAGCAGAUAGAUUACUCCGCCUUAUGGUUCUCAAAUGGAGUCAUUUGCAAGAUAAAGCCAUUCCAGCACUGCAACGUGAUGUCCUCCAGGAGGUGAGGCCUACUGCAUUCCAGUCACUACAGCAGCACUCUCAAGAAACACACGCACUUGACCAGAAUGUUCAAGAUGACCAUAUCACCACCAUAAUCAAGAAGAUAACAUACCUCUACAGUAAGAUCUUCCUUCAUCAGUUUGGAAAAGUCUAUACUGACCGAAUUGUGAAACAAGGAGCACCAUCUAAACGGCAAAAGCUCAACAAACUCAUCCUUUUCGGAAACGACUGA